AUGCGGGGCUUUUUGAAGGAUUUCAAGCUGGUUAAAGGGCUGCAGUUUGAUCUGCUGCAGUUUGCAGAUGAUACAAUCAUUUUGUGUAAACCUUCUUCGAGUAAUCUUCAGUUCAUAAAAGAGUUACUAAGAGGGUUCGAAUUAAUCUCGGGGCUGAACAUUAAUCUGUGUAAAAGUUGUUUGAUGAGUGUAAACGUUGAGGAUAACUUUCUAAUGGAAGCUGCUUCGUGCUUGUGUUAUGAAACAGGUCCUAUCCCAUUAAAUUUUCUUGGCAUUCCUAUAGUCGUGAUUCAAAGGAGGUUGGAUGUGUGGUAUCCUAUCAUUAUAAAGAUGAAGCAGAGGUUGUCAUCUUGGAAGCGCGAGUUCUUCCCCAUUGGGGGUCGAAUUACUUUGAUUAAUUCGAGAGUUCUUGUGGGUGAUGGGUUGGAUAGGAAGGGGAUAGCAUGGGUGAAGUGGAGCGAGUGGAAGUGGCGUUUUCUGGUUGAUAAAGAUGCCGCCUGGAGACAGUUGCUUCAAUACCGUUACGGGUCAUUGGAAGAUGUGGUGUUGGGAGGAGUUUCCAAGGUGUCCGUGAAGAAGUCUUCUAAUUGGUGGAGGGAUGUCGUAAGUUAUACCGUCGACGUGGAUUUUUCUGACUGGUUUUUGAGAGGCAUCGAGUGUCGGUUAGGUUCCGGAAAGUUGGUCAAAUUUUGGCAUAACAAUUGGUACGUCGGUAACCCAUUUAAAGAGUUGUUUCCGGUUGCUUUUUGUAAGACAGUUAAUAGUGACGGUUUUGUAGUUGAUAUGGGUGUCUUGGUGGAUGAUAGGUGGUUUGGAGCCCGGGGCUGCAUAUGUUGCCAACAUUAA
Vicia villosa (hairy vetch) is the source of this 846-nucleotide messenger RNA. RefSeq lists its product as uncharacterized. NCBI's taxonomy places the organism in Eukaryota, Viridiplantae, Streptophyta, Magnoliopsida, Fabales, Fabaceae. The coding region runs from base 1 to 846 and encodes 281 amino acids. The record is from RefSeq and is a predicted model, not a curated record. The transcript is spliced from 3 exons.